This is a messenger RNA of Brassica rapa (field mustard), 6087 nucleotides long. RefSeq names its product berberine bridge enzyme-like 25. The record is from RefSeq and is a predicted model, not a curated record. Gene Ontology annotation, molecular function: FAD binding; oxidoreductase activity. Lineage: Eukaryota; Viridiplantae; Streptophyta; Magnoliopsida; Brassicales; Brassicaceae.
AGUGUCGUAGGAAUAAGGUCUUUCCCAUUAGCGAAUAAAAUUGAAGCAACAAGCUCAACGUAUAGAUGAGAUUAUGGAGAUUGAUAUGGGAGUUGAGGUAACGGACACAACUGUUCCUCCGCAAAGAAACGUUCCUGCUAGACAUCCUGGAUAAAUGAAAGAGACAAAUCUGGACUUGGCUUUGUGUAAAUGGAUGGUGACUUUCCAAUGCUGUUUGGAGCAAAGGCCGAUAUACACGCACCAAAUCACCACUGCAAGCGGAAGUUGAAGGUUUGAUAUGGGCAAUGUAAGUGAUACUGAAGUUUGGACACAGAGAUAUGGUCUUUCAAUCGACUGUGAACAACUGGUUAUACUCGUUCAAAAGAAGGAAGAUUGGCAUGCGUUGGACUCGGAGCUCGACGAAAUACAGGCUGUAUCCAAAGAAUUUUCUGAACUUUCUAUUGCUUAUAUUCCUAGAUCUUUAAAAUUUCGUACGAAUAGCCUAGCAAAAAGUGUCCGAUCACGCGCAUCUCAAUCAGCUUUUGUAAACCCUUUUGCACCAAGUUGGCUAGCCCCACAAGCUAGCAUGAGGGUGCCAAAAAAAAAGAAUAAAAUUAAAAGUGAAACUAAAUAUCCCAAUGAACAAAUUUAUCAGAAGUCCAUAUUUAUUGGGAUGUCUAUAUUGGACAAACAAUUUUUUCUUAGACAAUUAUAGAAUAUAGUCACGAAAAUCAAUCCUAAAAUAUAUAAUUUGAAAAAACCAUUUAAACAAACCAUCAAUAUUACACCAAAUAAGAAUAUAAAGACCAACUAUAUUCUCUUCAUAUAUAAUGUGUUGUAGUAAGAUUCAAAAAAAUUAACUUACUUUACAAUAAGGAAAAAUUAGAUUUUUAUUUCCAAAUUUACAGUAAAAGACAUAACAUUUUAUAAAACUAAACAAUUGACAUAAUAGUACAAAAAUAUAAAAAAAAUUAAAAUACUAUCCGCGCGUAGCGCGGAGAAGGACCUAGUUAUAUGUAAAAGUAACGCGUGAUUUUUAAGUGAUGACUUAUUGAAUAGGUCCAAUUAAAAGAUAGAUAUGAAAAUAUAAUGUAUAUCUAUGUUAUUAAUAUCAUUGAAAUUUAAUCAUAUACCCUAUAAAAUAAAUAAAAUGAUUGUUUGAUUUAUUUACCAAAAACGUUAUUGUAAAUAAACAAAAGUAUUGUUUUGAUUUAUGUACUUCAUCUAAUUUAAUUAUAUAUAUAAUACGUAAAUUAAUACAAAAUAAAUAAUAAUAUAUAAAAUGUAUUUCAAUACAUAUUGUUCAUCUCGUGCAAGACGCAUAUAUCUUAAGCUAGUCUCUUGUUUAAUAGCGGCCAUGGAUACAAGCAAAGGAAGCAUGUACUUCUAGCCUUUCAUAAAAUAUGAAAUAUGUCGGCCUUCUUUUUAACAAAAUCUAUGGUAGAGUAAUUUGUUUAUAGUUACGAAUAGUGUGUUUGAGGUGUUGGGUUCAAGUACAACCAACUACUAUUUCUAAUUUUUUAUAUGUAAGUAGCCCAAAAAAAUUUUUUUUGCUUCCAGCCUGUUCUUGUUACAUUGUCAAACCAAUAAUCUAACCAACUAUUCACCAUCCACUCAUGGCAGAUUACUACCUAGUGUAAAUUAAUAUCCAACCAAAUUAUGAUAAGUGAGAUUUGCACAGAACUCUUUCCACUUUGCUCUAAUUUAAACACAGUGACUUCCAUUUUUUUUUCUCCCAGUCACAUACAAAAUUAGGAAUCUUAAAACAUAAUAAGAACCAAAGUUCACAUCCUAACCAUACGGAAUAAAUAUUUCAGAUAUGCAUAUCAGACCAAGCCUGAAGCCUAAGCCGGCCUUGAACAUAUAUGAGAAAUAUCUCACGUGCACCUGAUCUUGAACAAAUUCUUGUAUAUAUGCAAUUUAGAUCAUGUUUAUAUAGACUUUACAACAACAAACUUUGAAAAAGUUCACAUUAGAGCAUCUCCAACUUCACUUUAUUUUUCACUCUAAAAUAAAGUUUAGAGUAAAAGCGCUCUAGUGGUACUUUAUUUUUCACUCAAUAAUAGAGUAAAAAUGAGUUUACUCUAUAUAUUAAGUACGUUAUCUUUUUGUUCAUCACUCUAUUUUUUACUCUAAAAUAAAAUAUCAUUAUAGUAUAACUCAACUUUAUUAUAAAAUUAAUCUUUUUUAGAAUGAAAAAUAGAGUGCACCAUUGGAAAUAGUCUUAGUCCCUUAAACAAAUAAUAGUAUGGAUUGCCGUUAUUCUUUGGUAUUCUUCAUUUACGCAAAAGGUCUCAAGUUCUUUUUUUUAAUAUAUAAACAGUGAAUCGGAACAAGACAUCUGGCUAGUCAUCGAACAAACAGUGAAUCUCACAAAUAAAUUAGGCUUAUCACUAAUACACAAGGAGAAAAAAGAAUAAAUACAGCAGGAGGGAAAAAACCUAAGGUUCGAGGACCCGUUACCGGUUCCGUCAUCACCAGAAGUCUGCGGCCAACAAAGCCGACCAAAUCGAAAUUUAGUCGACCACUGCAAAGAUACUUUUUCUCAAACCAGCACCGACACACAGCUGCUCGAUCCACACGACACUCUCUUUCUCUUACCGACUAUCAAGAACUGGAAAUUGAAACAUACCAACUAGUUAAGGGGAACCACCAUCCUCAACAAGUCUGUCUAUCUUGCCAGACGCUGACCAGUACGGAGAUACGGAGAGGUCGUAUUCAACACACUAACCCGAGACUUGAUCUUGAACUAUAGAUAGGGGAGGGGAUAGAUAACCUGAAGGCUUCCUAGAACCGAAACGGAGACGCUUUGGCCAAACGAAGCCAUAAAACGGGCUCAGAUGGAGAUGUCUAAAAACACGCUGAGACGAUCACCUGCAAGCCAUUGAUGGACUCCAGCUUGACGAGAAGAUCGAAGACCCACCAAGCACUGGGAUAGCUGGAGACCAAACGCGCCGUCACAGAGAGGGAAAUGGACCUGCAUAGACCACCUGAAGGUCCAACCAUCUCACACGCAUCACCUCUAAAAAUUAGAGGAUGAAUCAAAAGGCUAGGCUGAAGCAACAACCGGUGACAGGACGGAGUUGCAGAUACGAUGAAGAACCGGCUCGAAAAACCCAAAACAAAAGGUGCACAGUUCCGAGAAGGGCUCUCUGCUGCUUAAACCGAAGGAUAGAGGAGACAAAGAUCGAAGAACACCACCGGAUCUCCAACGCCUGAGCAUAGACAACUCCACGCGUCAAGAGAGCCGAAGGUCUUCACGCGCCAUCGAGGAAACCUGCAUCGGACACCGCAAGAGAAGAGACCACCGCUGCACGUCUAGAAGUCGAGGACCUCUGAGGCACAUCUUGAAAGGGGUUGAAACCGUGUCCAAAGCCGAGACACCAAGGCAACAAACUAACAGAGACAACAGCCUCUCCAUAAUGACGAAAGGACAGAUCCAUGUCAGGUGUGACUCUUCCAAAGCCCACGCGCCACUAACUCGCGGAAGUAAACGAUAAAGCAAGACAGAUCUGGGAAAAAAACGCUCCAGAUCAUGAAAAUGGUUGAAGUAUAUGAUUAUGUAUUAUGUCAUCUUUCCUCGCUUGACUUUGAUGGUUUGGUUUAAGCGUGUGUGAUUAGCUUCUAAAAUUACAAUCACCAUAACUGCAAAACUUGAACAGAUCAAUAAUAAAGAAAAACUGAACUGAUCCAUGAACAAAAACUGAAUCAAAAUUUAAACAAUUAAAACAAAAUGUUCGACAUUGAUGAAAAAAAAAUACUCAUGUGAAUGUACGGAUCAAGAUUUAAUUCAUAGAUAUAAUAAAAUAUUUAAUCUAUUUGAUCUGCAUUUAUCCAUUUAUUUAAUUUGCAUUUAUCCCAUUUGAUCUAUAUAACCUACAUUAUCUUAUAUAACCUACAGUAUCUGAAUAAUCUACACGAUCUGUACUAUUUGAACAGCCUUUAUGAUUUUAAACAUAUUUUUUUUAAAAAGUCAACGUUUUCAAGACAAGUGAAUAAAAGAUUGUCACGUCACCAAGAUAUAUUUGCCAUUUCAAGACAAGUGAAUAAAUAAUGUAAACCCAACUAACGAAUCUUUUGACAAUCCUGAGCACGCCAUCUUUGAAUAUAAACAUAACCACUAAAGUUGAUUGAGUCAUUUUUAUCCAAGUGUAUAUAUGAACAAAGUUUAUUCAUUGACAAAAAAAAAACACAAUAGACAUUCAUUCAUUUCCACCUUGAAGCCUGUUUGUUUGUUUUCUCUCCUUUUUUUUUGAUCAAGUUUGUUUUCUCUCUUGUAAUGCUGCAGGGAUGGGAGUUUUAAAAUCAGCGCCUGUGAUUUCUUACAUUUCGUUUUUAGCCCUAUAUUUUUCUUUCUACACAGUAGCAUUAACUUCUUCAAACUCCUUACAAGAUGACUUCAUCAAUUGUCUCCACCAAAACACAAAUGUCGAUUUUCCACUCGAGAAAGCAUUCUUCAGUCCUGAAAGGAACGCCUCGAUGUUCAUUGAAGUCCUUAACUCGACAGCUCAAAAUCAACGAUACUUGACCAAAUCAAUGCCUAAACCGGGUUUCAUAUUCAAACCAGUUCACGAGACACACGUCCAAGCUUCCAUCAUAUGUUCCAAGAAACUGGGAAUUCAUCUCCGUGUUAGGAGCGGCGGUCACGAUUAUGAAGGCGUCUCUUAUGUUUCACAGAUAGAAAUACCGUUUAUAAUUAUUGAUCUGUCGAAACUGAGACAGAUCAACGUUGAUAUUGAAGACAAUAGUGUUUGGGUUGAAGCUGGUGCUACGACUGGUGAGCUUUACUACAGAAUUUCAGAGAAGAGCAAGACUCAUGGAUGCCCUGCUGGUAUAUACCCGAGCUUAGGCAUAGGUGGGCAUAUAACAGGCGGUGCAUACGGUUCCUUGAUGAGAAAGUAUGGUCUUGCUGCAGAUAACGUUCUAGACGCAAAGCUUGUCGAUGUUAAUGGCAAAUUACUAGACAGAACCGCGAUGGGAGAGGAUACUUUUUGGGCGAUUAGAGGAGGCGCAGGAGGGAGUUUCGGGAUAAUAUUGUCAUGGAAGAUCAAGCUUGUUCCUGUUCCUAAAACCCUAACUGUCUUCACGGUCACCAAAACAUUAGACCAAGACGCAGGAUUCAAGAUUCUUUCAAAGUGGCAACAAGUUGCGGACAAGCUCGUUGAAGAGCUCUUCUUACGCGUGUUCUUCACCAUAGCUGGAAACAAUGAAAACAGAACUGUGGCCAUGUCAUACAUAGGUCAGUUUCUUGGCGAGAAAGGCAACUUGAUGGAGGUAAUGAGCAAGGGUUUUCCAGAACUAGGGCUAACUCUGGAGGAUUGUAUAGAAAUGAACUGGAUUGAAUCCAUCAUGUACAGCUCUGGAUUCUCAACUACCACUCCUCCUCCUCCUGAGGUUUUGCUUCAAGCAAAGUCACCUCUUGGAGAAGUUUACUUCAAAGCCAAAUCAGACUUCGCUAAAGAACCGAUUCCUGUUUUAGGUCUUAAAGGGAUGAUCAAGAAGAUUCUUGAAGAAGAAGCUGCAGUAAUGAUAUGGACUCCAUACGGUGGAAUGAUGGAUAAAAUCCCUGAAUCUGAGAUCCCGUUUCCGCAUAGAAGCGGAACCAGCUUCAUGAUUCUGUAUUAUAGGAGCUGGUCAGACACCGAGAAGAGACCAGACAUGCGUAUCAAAUGGAUCAGGGAGUUGUACAAUUACAUGACGCCUUAUGUCUCAAGCAAUCCAAGACAAGCAUAUGUGAACUACAGAGAUCUAGACCUGGGACAGAACAACAACUUAAAGACAAGCCUCAAACAAGCUCAAGUCUGGGGAGCAAAGUACUUCAAAGACAAUUUCAAUAGGUUGGUGAAGAUUAAAACAAAGGUUGAUCCAGAGAACUUCUUUCGACACGAACAAAGCAUCCCACCUCUUUACUGAAGCUAAGAAGAUGAUUUUUAAACAAAAUUCAAAUAAGUAUCAUCAUACAAUAAACUCGAAUAUAUCGAACAAUGCUUCUCUUUGUUUGGUAAAUUGUUAAAUCGAACAAUCCUUUUUUUGGUUAACUGUUAAAUCGAACAAUGCUUCUUUUUUUUUUGGUAAAUGACUAUAUGUUAAUCGAACAAUGCUUCUUCU